AUGCGGCACUAUUCACUUUCAACGAUAAUUUACUUCCUAUUAAUUAUCCUUUUCAUCGGUCAUUUUCAACAGCUUCAUUCAUUGCGUUGCAAAUGUAACGCAAAUCGUGGACCAUCACCAUGUAUUGGUGAUUUUUGCGAUAUACACAAUCGUGAUGGAAAGCGUGCAGCAUGCGGUGCAUUACGACGUGCACGACAAACCAUUUUUGCAUGCGUAUUAAUUCGUCGAACUUCUAACGAUACAUAUUGCCAUGUAAUUGGUAGUACAACAGCAUGUUGGUGUCGAGAAAUGGAUUUUUGUAAUGCUGAUUUAGAAGCAGAAUUAUUUGAUGUUGAUGAAUCGAUUGAUAGUUCUGAGGAAUUAUUAUCACCAUCAUUAUCAUCAUCAUCAUCAUCAUCAUCAUUAUCAAAAUUCAUUUCUAAUCCACAAAGGGAAGAAUUCAUCAUUGAACCGAACAGAGAACUAAUAUCAACUAAAUCACGUCAAAUAACAAUUGAUGUCGUAGAAAAGGUAAAGCUUACACCGCAAAAAGAAAAUCCACCGACUGAAAUUACGGAAAUAAUUUCUGACAGCUACGAAUAUGAAUUAGAUGAUGAGUGA
This is a messenger RNA of Acanthocheilonema viteae, 600 nucleotides long. The record is from the annotation of a GenBank genome assembly. Lineage: Eukaryota; Metazoa; Nematoda; Chromadorea; Rhabditida; Onchocercidae.